Moesziomyces antarcticus is the source of this 1032-nucleotide messenger RNA. RefSeq lists its product as uncharacterized. The record is from RefSeq and is a predicted model, not a curated record. The transcript has 7 exons. The coding region runs from base 1 to 1032 and encodes 343 amino acids. Lineage: Eukaryota; Fungi; Basidiomycota; Ustilaginomycetes; Ustilaginales; Ustilaginaceae.
AUGCACGAAGCAUCGAUGCCAAGCGGAGUAAAGCAGAAGCCAGCCAGCCAGCCAAGGCAACUCUAUUGGGAUUCGACGCCGAAACGAGCUGGCCGGGCGAGCGGCGCCGCAAUCCCAGCAACGCAGAGGCCUCUUUCGGAGGGUAAGGCCCUGAGCGAGGGGAGCGGGCCUGACAUUCUCAAGCCCGACUCUCAUCGAGCCUCGGACGGACUCAAAUUUGCCGCUCCGACGCGGCCCCUCCUGGACGCCAGCAGGCGUUUGCUCCUCGUCUGGCCCGCGCUGCCGCCAUCCCAAUGCAUCGAGCCAGCUACCCGUCCGAGCCAUGUCGCAGUGUCGCAGUUUGGUUCCCCGUCUCGAGAUGAAAUGAAGGCGUUCUUUCCAUAUGAAAUGGCACGCGCGCGUGACGAUCAGGAUACUGGCGUUCGCUCUACACGCUCGCUCCCGGUCUCGGAGCUUGAGCUGCUCCGCCGCUCGUCGCUCGCUACCUCUCUGGGUGGUGCCGGACGAUCCAGAAUUGGUGCUCACCCUGCGUCCGCACCGCUCAUGCGCAGCGCCAACACACUGCUCCCGCACAUUGCCCCUGUCAAGUUGCUCCGUCACCAUCGUUUGGAAGCUGUCUCACUUUGCCGGCUGCCACCGCUCGCCGUCCGAGCGCUUCGCCAGGAGUUUCGUCGGGCUAAUGUCGAAGGGAGCCCCAAGCGCAAGCCAAUCGAUCGACCGAGUCGCCCUGCCCUAGCCUGCCCUUGCCUCGCACCAGCUUUGUCUCGUGUGGCCCCUGAACCGUUCUUUGCGCUACACACCGGCCAGCCUCGGGCGCCCGUCCGUUCUGCAUAUCAAAGCCAGCCCCCUUCGACCUCCUCCGUCCCUUUCUUCCCUUUCUACACCAUCUCCGUACCCACCCUCUCCCAGCAUCUCGCCGUCCCCGCCUCUGCGCUCACACAUCUGCUCCGUUUCAACGCUUCCGCUCAACCUGAACAUCCAUCGCACUUGGGACUCGGCGACCGCAUUGGACACAGCCUAGCUCCUCGGUAG